AUUUCUCGUGUUAUAAUCAUUCUGAUUCGUACCCAGAAGGACUUGGCUUGGAGAUGCUUGCAGAAGCCCAGCCUCAGAAUCAUCCACGGUUGCGAGAAAAGCUUGACGCUAUGUUAAAGAAAUGCGAAAAGGAGGGAUGUUUUCCGGAUGACCUCGACUUAACCGUCGCUCCCGUUCAACGGCACAACGACUUUAUGAUCCAAUGGAUCUAUGUCAUUGACCUCGACAGAAACACGUUUCACAUCAAUGGUCAGCCAUUCUUCCGCCUCGACAACCUCCCUGACCCAGAAACAUUCGAGGAUGUAAUUAGUGAGGAUAGCUACAACGUUAAAGCUUGUAGCGUUGAAUGCCCCGCUGAAUUUCGGUAUAACUGGAAGGUCCCACCUCCUGCGGUUGACGAGAGCGUUCUCGCACGUUAUCACGAUCUCUCCAGUGGUGAUACAGCUGUAUCGAUCGGCACCAUGUUAUCCCUCCACGACCAUCUCACAGACAAAGAAUCAGUUCGUGUUGGGCUGAUCGAAGUGCUGAUCGGUCAAUGCAUAACUACUCAGCCAUUAUCCAUCGCCUUCAAAGAAUUUGAGAGUUUUACGGACCACAGAGAGAUCGAGCCAUACUACUGGUCAAUUGCAUGCUCGGUGGCCAAUCUCCCAUUUAACAUUUACGCCCUUCGUAACGAGCCCGAUCCCUCCGACCGUCUCUCCCAAACAGAGCUCGUAUGGGUUCGUCGAGACACAUGCGUUCAUAUCACAACACAUCUCGACGACGAGAAGAAUUUGCAGGGAUCUGUUGUGCGAUUGGUCGAUGAAGUGAUGAAAUGCCCGAACAAAGACGCUGUCGUUUUCGGUGUCGCUUUUUCCAUCUACCAUUGCGUUAUCGUGCGCAUCGAUAGACUUAC
Serpula lacrymans var. lacrymans S7.9 is the source of this 895-nucleotide messenger RNA. RefSeq lists its product as uncharacterized. The annotation marks the transcript as partial. The transcript has a single exon. NCBI's taxonomy places the organism in Eukaryota, Fungi, Basidiomycota, Agaricomycetes, Boletales, Serpulaceae. The record is from RefSeq and is a predicted model, not a curated record.